Ricinus communis (castor bean) is the source of this 852-nucleotide messenger RNA. Its product is annotated as nitrogen regulatory protein P-II homolog. The coding region runs from base 8 to 601 and encodes 197 amino acids. The transcript is spliced from 8 exons. Gene Ontology annotation, cellular component: cytosol; chloroplast thylakoid. The record is from RefSeq and is a predicted model, not a curated record. Gene Ontology annotation, biological process: regulation of nitrogen utilization. NCBI's taxonomy places the organism in Eukaryota, Viridiplantae, Streptophyta, Magnoliopsida, Malpighiales, Euphorbiaceae. Gene Ontology annotation, molecular function: enzyme regulator activity; ATP binding.
AGUAAAAAUGGCCGCUACUGCGAAACUGGGCUUGCUCACUCCUCUUCAUUCUAAUAACAUCAAGAAAGAAUUCCCUGUUUUUGAUUUCAGUUUGUUUUGUCCAGAGCUUAGACAUUCUCGGUUUUCUCACUUUAACACCGCGGUCAAGCGCGUAAGAUAUGCCCCCGUCGUUCCUGUGAUUAAUGCCCAAAGCUCGCCUGACUACAUUCCUGAUGCUAAAUUCUACAAAGUGGAAGCAAUUCUCAGGCCCUGGCGAGUCUCGCAAGUUUCCUCGGCUUUGCUAAAAAUUGGUAUUCGAGGUGUUACUGUUUCUGAUGUUCGAGGUUUUGGUGCUCAAGGUGGUUCAACUGAGAGGCAGGGCGGCUCAGAAUUUUCUGAAGACAAGUUUGUUGCUAAAGUUAAGAUGGAGAUCGUGGUUAGCAAAGACCAGGUUGAGGAUGUUAUAGAAAAAAUCAUUGAGGAGGCAAGAACUGGAGAGAUUGGAGACGGCAAGAUUUUCUUGCUGCCUGUUUCAGAUGUAAUAAGAGUCCGCACUGGUGAGCGGGGUGAUAAGGCUGAGAGGAUGACAGGAGGGCGAUCUGACAUGAGUACUUCUGCUUGACUGCUGUGACCAGCAAUAUAGCAUUCAGGACUAACUGUCCUUUGAGAAAGCCCCGCCCUUAUUAGCCAUUAUCCAGUAUAGCUUGAUAAUUUGAAUUUUUUGUUUUCUUAACUAAAGAAACAAAGAUCUUUUCAUUAUCCUGUUGAUGAUAAUUGAAAACGGAAGGAUCGCGGAUUUGUUCAAGUGCUUGCAAGAUAAAUAACAAGAAGAGGAGUAAUGUUAACAAUUACAUUGCUCCCUUAUUAUAGCUA